This is a messenger RNA of Hibiscus syriacus, 1602 nucleotides long. Its product is annotated as histone-lysine N-methyltransferase SETD1A-like. The transcript has a single exon. The coding region runs from base 1 to 1602 and encodes 533 amino acids. Lineage: Eukaryota; Viridiplantae; Streptophyta; Magnoliopsida; Malvales; Malvaceae. The record is from RefSeq and is a predicted model, not a curated record.
AUGGAAAUAACCGGAGAUCCUCCGCCGUCAUGGUCACAGCCGACAACGCGCCGGCGUCAGCCACCAUCUCCUAUUUCUUUCACCCCAUCAGUUCUCAUUCUCUUACCCAUCACCGCAUUGCUCGUCUCUCUCUUUGCCGUCCCUCAUUUUCUCUCCACGGCAACUCACAUUUUAAGACCCGUCGGAGAAAAGAAAAACUGGGAUUCGCUCAACGUUGUUCUGGUCUCGUUUGCGAUUCUUUGCGGUGUUUUUGCUAGAAGAAACGACGAUGAAGAUACCAACGACGACAACAUCAACAGAAAUGAUAAUAAUGAUAAUGAAAUUGACAAGCCAAGCCACAUUGUUUCGCAGCAAUGGUUUAAGUAUUCGGAAAGAUUGAUGUCGGCACCGGAUACCGGCGUUACAACUUUAAAGAGAAGCAGCAGAUCGUACCCGAAUCUGAGACAGGAUGUGUGGAAGAAUGAUGAUGAAGAUCGGUUUCGUUUUUAUGAUGAUUUCGAAUUAAACAGGUAUCGAUCUUGGACGAAUUGUAGUGAUCAAGUUCAUGAGCUUCGUAGGACGUGUAGAAGUGACUUUGAAGAAUGUGAAACCAAGAUCAGUCCUGUUGACACUUCCGUGUCUCCGCCGCUUUCGGCGCCGUCUCCACCUCCAGCUUCCCGCCAUAAGCCAAGACGAACUUAUCAAAACGAUGGAGGGGAGAAUGUGAUGGAUAAGAAAGAUCAAGCUGAUCGAUUCAAGCAAAUCAAGUCUUCAAAGCCCGUAAUACCGCCGCUUCCGCCGCCGUUAGUUGAAAUGGGAAAUAUAGCAGAGGUAAAGCAUGCGAAAUUGGAAGGACGAAGAAGUAAUCCAAGCAAAGAAAUAAAGAUGGUUCUUGCUUCGUUAAGAAAGAGAAAGAAGAAGCUUAAGCUAAAGGAUCACAAGCAUCAACAAGAAUGCCCCUUGCAUUCGCCACACGAGCCACCCUCCUAUUAUUCUAUUAUACCUCCUCCACCUCCACCACCACCGCCGUUUCCAUCUUCGGUCUUUCAAAAAUACGAUCUCUUCAGAAAGUGCGGUAAAAGCAAACAAAUUCGUUCAGUUCCAACGUCAACGUUUUCUAUAUCAAUACGAUUAUCGAAACAAAACACUGAGAUCCCACCACCACCAACACCUACACUGCCACAGGUACUUGUUUCUACUAAAAGAUUAUCAAACCAAAAUAAUCAAACCCCACCACCAUCAGCACCGCCACCUGAAUCUUCGAGGAGAAGAGCCCCAACCGACAGUGGCAUGCCGCCAUCGCCGAUAAAUGUAAAUAAUAGUUAUUGUCAAGAGAAAAUGAGCAACGGUGGACAGUUACCGUCAAUUCCGAUGCCGCCGCCGCCUCCGUCACUGCCAUUUAAAAUACCGGAAUUUGAGAAAACUGAUAUCGAUGUUUCAUCAAGCAAAGAUGAUGUGGGAACGGACAGCAUGAUGGACGACCCUGAUGUUAAUGCUAAAGCUGAGACCUUUAUCGCGAGGCUUAAGGAUGGUUGGAAAUUAGAGAAAAUAAACUCCAUGAAAGAUAAGAUAAAUCAUAUAACAAGUUCUGAGAUCCAGCAAUUACUGUUGAUGAACAAAUGA